Lycium ferocissimum is the source of this 813-nucleotide messenger RNA. Its product is annotated as serine/threonine/tyrosine-protein kinase HT1-like. Gene Ontology annotation, cellular component: plasma membrane. The coding region runs from base 118 to 786 and encodes 222 amino acids. Gene Ontology annotation, biological process: protein phosphorylation. Lineage: Eukaryota; Viridiplantae; Streptophyta; Magnoliopsida; Solanales; Solanaceae. The record is from RefSeq and is a predicted model, not a curated record. The transcript has 4 exons. Gene Ontology annotation, molecular function: protein kinase activity; ATP binding.
UGAAAUAUUCUCAGAAUUCUAUUUUCUUAUUAUUUUUUACUACAUGCAAAAGCGCGCUGAUGACAAAAAUUAUUUUAUCCCUUUAAUUAUGUGCAGUUCAUUGGGGCUAUAAAGAACAUGUCAGGGAUAAAAAUUAAAUGUCAAAAAGGUUCAGUGCCAGUAGAUGGAUGUUGCAUUGUUGUGGAAUAUUUACCUGGAGGUACUGUUAGAUCCUACCUUUCCAAAUACACAAUGAAGAAGAAGCUGCCCCUGGAUACUGUUAUCCAACUCGCAUUGGACGCUGCAAAAGGGUUGAGUUACAUUCAUUCUCAGAAGAUUGCUCAUAGAGAUGUGAAGACUGAGAACUUACUUAUGGACAAGACAGGAAGAGUGAAAAUAAUUGAUUUUGGACUCUCGACUGAGUUUUUUUCUCUUGGAUUGGAUUAUCCUCCUAUGAUGGUUGGAACAACUGGCACUAUCGGUUAUAUGGCUCCCGAGGUUUUGACCGAUCCAGCAUAUGAUCAUAAGUGUGAUGUCUACAGCUUUGGAAUUUGUUUGUGGGAAAUGUACACUUGUUUAGACCCAUACCCUGAACAGAUUCCUCGUAGUAAAACCUCACAUCAAAUUUACAAGAAUCGAAGGCCUGAGAUACCAACAUCUUGUCCAAAAGCAUUGUCAGAUAUAAUGAAGAAAUGUUGGGAUGUAAAGCCACAAAAGAGGCCAGAAAUGAAGGAAGUGGUGCACAUGUUAGAAACCAUUCAGACAACAAAAGAAAGACAACAAAAGCCCACGUUUUGCUUUGCCUAGAAAAACAUGAAUCAGAGGAGUUUACAA